Messenger RNA from Fraxinus pennsylvanica, 3546 nucleotides. The record is from the annotation of a GenBank genome assembly. Lineage: Eukaryota; Viridiplantae; Streptophyta; Magnoliopsida; Lamiales; Oleaceae.
AUGGACGUGGAGAGAUCGUCGCUGUGCAAUUGCGUGGUUAAUUUCUUGCUGGAAGAAAAUUACUUGCUGUCGGCAUUCGAGCUUCUCCACGAGUUGCUAGACGAUGGACGCGACGAUCAGGCAAUCCGCCUUAAGGAAUACUUUUCCGAUCCAUCUCAAUUCCCUCCCGAUCAGAUCUCUCGCUUCAACUCCCUUCGAGUUGCGGACCCCCAGAGUCUACUUGAAGAAAAAGAAUCACUAGAAGAAAAAUUGGCAAUCAGUGAAUAUGAGCUUCGUUUAGCUCAAGAAGAUAUUCUUAAACUCAGGACUGAGACGCAGAAGAAAAUUGAGAUUAGCUUGGAUGAGUCAAAUGAGUUGAAGGUAGAUGCUUCUCCAAAUCAUGAACCAGAUUUGCAACCACAGAAAGACAUUGCUUUCUCAGAUUUGGGACCCCUGAAGGACACUGAACGACAGGAUCUGAACUGUGCAGUGAAGGAAUAUUUACUUUUAGCAGGAUACCGCUUGACUGCCAUGACAUUUUAUGAAGAGGUCACUAAUCAGAAUCUGGAUGCAUGGAAAAACCCAUCUGCAUGUGUUCCAGAUGCACUGCGUCGUUAUUACUACAAGUACCUGUUAUCAACAACAGAGGCUGCUGAGGAGAGAAUAGGUAUGCUUGAACCUUUGCUGAAAGAAAAUGAUAGGCUGAAAAAUGAUAACCAUUCCUUGCUAAAAAGCAAGGGCGUCUCUGAUGCACGAGCCACGGCAUUGAAAAAAUCCUUGGAGGUUCUACAAAAAGAUAUAAAUGAUAAAGAAAUUCUGGUCCAGGAUUUAAAGCAGACUUUAGAGAGUCAAAUGAAAGAACUAAAUGGUUGUAGAGCAGAAAUAACUUCACUAAAAAUGCAAAUUGAAGGAGCUUGUUCAGGACGGAAUUUGUUGACAAGUGACUCUGCACAGGUAGAAUCAUCGUCCUCAGAGAAUCAGUCUGAAGAAAUAAAAUUGCUUCAGAAUGAAAUAGAGAGAUUGAAGGCCAUACAUCUUGUGCCUACUGAAUCUGUACAGUCAAUCAAGCAAGAGAAAGGGUGUGAAGAGACAGUAGAUGAGGUUGAUAAAUCACAAGUAAAUAAUUUUUUUCCAUCUACAGUUGAUGCCUUAUCGACAGAUUUACUAGGCAACAAUACUCAGGUGAUGGGUAAAUGGGAGUCUGAUGUCACAACCAGCAAACCCGAGAAAGUGCCAGGAGGGAUACUAACUUCUUCAGACGAAAAUACAAUUCUUGAAAAAGCUGAAAAUUUCCUCAAGCACAAUGGAAAACCACCCUCAGAAACUGAUGGCUUAUUUUCGAAAUCAGAAAAUCUCGAUACUGAAUCAAAUGCUCAAAAGGGUUUGGGAACUGUUCAGAUACUUUCAGACGCAUUGCCUAAAAUUGUACCAUAUGUUUUAAUCCAACAUCGAGAGGAGCUUCUUCCUCUGAUAAUGUGUGCGAUUGAGCGCCAUCCAGAUAGUGCCAUGCGAGAUUCUUUGACCCAUACAUUAUUUAACUUAAUCAAGCGUCCAGAUGAGCACCAGAGACGAAUUAUAAUGGAUGCUUGUGUUACUCUUGCCAAGAAUGUCGGACAGCUGAGAACAGAAACAGAAUUGCUGCCCCAAUGUUGGGAACAAAUCAAUCACAUGUAUGAAGAACGUAGGCUGCUUGUUGCUCAAUCAUGUGGCGAGCUUGCAGAAUUUGUACGGCCUGAGAUCCGUGAUUCUCUCAUCUUAUCUAUAGUGCAACAGCUCAUUGAGGACUCUGCUGUAGUGGUUCGGGAGGCUGCUGCUCAUAAUCUGGCCCUGUUGUUGCCACUCUUCCCCAAUACUGACAAAUAUUUCAAGGUUGAGGAGAUGAUGUUUCAAUUGGUUUGUGAUCCAUCUGGUGUAGUUGUUGAAACUACAAUCAAAGAAUUAGUUCCUCCUCUAAUAAAUUGGGGAAGCGAGCUGGAUCAUGUUCUGCAAGUUUUACUCUCUCACAUCUUGGGUUCUGCUCAGCGUUGUCCACCUCUUUCAGGAGUUGAAGGAUCUGUUGAAUCACAACUUCGUGUUUUAGGUGAAAGAGAACGUUGGAACAUUGACGUUCUUUUGCGCUUGCUUGUGGAACUACUUCCAUUUGUUCACCAGAAAGCUGUCAAGACUUGUCCGUUUUCAUCAGAAGUUGCAGAUUCCACAGGAAUAUCAUUUACUGUGUCUUUGCUUGAACACUAUGCAGGGGGACUUGUGGAAUGGCCUACUUUUGAGUGGCUUCAUAUUGAAUGUUUUCCCAAUUUGAUUCGGUUGGUUUCUCUAUUGCCCCAGAAGGAAGAUAAUUUAAGAAAUAGAAUUACCAAGAUUUUGCUGUCGAUAGCUCAGCAGUUUGGGGAAUCUUAUUUGACACACAUCAUGCUUCCCGUGUUCUUGGUAGCAGUUGGUGAAAAUGCUGAUUUCAAAUUCUUCCCAUCCACUGUGCAGUCGAGAAUAAGAGGUUUGAGACCCCAAACUUUAGUAGCCGAGAGACUUGCUACAAUGUGUGUCCUACCAAUUCUGCUGGCAGGUGUGCUAGGACACCCAAGCAAGCACGAAGAAUUGACCCAGUACUUGAGGAACCUGUUGGUUCGAAGUUCUGGAUUGGAAGGUCAGCCAGCAAAGCAUGAGAUUGUCAAUUCUGUCCGCUUUAUUUGCAUCUUUGAAGAACAUCACAGUAUGAUAUUUAGCAUCCUUUGGGAAUUGGUUGUGAGUUCUGACAUGGAUUUGAAAAUCAGUGCAGCCCAUUUUUUGAAAGUCAUCGUGCCAUAUAUAGAUGCAAAGGUUGCCUCAACUCAUGUAUUGCCUGCUCUUGUAACUCUUGGUUCUGAUCAAAACCUAAAUGUAAAAUAUGCCAGCAUCGAUGCUUUUGGAGCUGUAGCUCAGCAUUUUAAAAGUGACAUGAUUGUUGACAAGAUACGGAUUCAAAUGGAUGCUUUUCUUGAAGAUGGAUCAGUUGAAGCUACCAUUGCUGUGGUUCGUGCACUGGCUUUGGCUGUACCACAUACAACAGAUAGGCUUCGAGAAUAUCUCUUGUCCAAGAUUUUUCAAUUUACGGCCUCACCAACCCCUUCAAAUGAUUUAUUGCGCCGGAGGGAAAGAGCAAAUGCCUUUUGUGAAUCCAUUCGUGCUCUUGAUGCAACAGACCUUCCUUCUUCCUGUGUUAGGGAUUUCCUCUUACCAGCAAUACAGAAUCUAUUGAAAGACUCUGAUGCUCUCGAUCCAGCACACAAGGAAGCUCUUGAAAUAAUAUUGAGGGAAAGAUCAGGUGGAACAUUUGAUACUAUUAGUAAGGUGAUGGGUGCUCACAUCGGGCUUGCAUCAUCUGUUACCAAUUUCUUCGGUGAAAGUGGGUUUCUGGGGAGAAAGGAAAGUGAUGAACUAGGACCGUUACCACCAGAGACAAUCGAGUCCCCGAAGCCUGUUCCACAGCCCGUAGUUGAUGACACGAGAUUUAGGCGGAUUAUGAGGGGUGGUUUUACAGACAUGCUGCGGGGCAAAACUAAGAGCAAUGAGGAAAAUUCCCCGAGCCAUUGA